UCAAAAAUGAUUAAAAUGAUAGGAAUCUAAUGUAACAAACAAAAUUGUACGUUCAUUCGUCCUCAAGGUGCUGUUUACAUCGAUUAUGUUCAAGCUUUUAGGUUAAUCAAAACAUACUUUUACUUUCGUAGUCAAAUUGGUUCAGUCUUGCCUUUAUUCUACGCAAUUGCUGUCACGUAUAAGAAUGCUACGUCUAAUUUUCACAUUUUUUCUUUUUAAAUUCGGCCAUUGCUUUUUAAUGACGGCUAAAAGCGAUGUAGUAGUUCAAUCUUGCGUUUCUCGCGUAAUUUCUUCAAUUUUUGGAAGCGAGUCUACUUUGUAUUACGUUUUCCAAGGAGAACGUCGAGACGCACUACCGUUCGAUGUGGUUAAUCCCAUUGUAACAUUCAACGUUAGCAACCCUAUAAUACUCACUGGUACGAGGAGGGAGAAACAGUUCGUAAUUCAAUGGGACUACUUCGAAGAUGAUGUUUUUGGCAAGAUGAUGAAGAGCGAGUUAUGGGUGCACAGAUUUAUGGGUACCUCUGUAUUCUUAAUUAUUACGAAGGAUCUUAAAAUGUUAACUGACUUGUUUUUUUAUAUGUGGCAAAGAGGAUUGAUUUACGUGGCCCUGAUGAUUACUCACGAAAACGCUGCCUUAACCACACUGCAUACAGCCUUUCCUUUUGGACCCAAUCAGGAAAUUCAAUGGGAAAUGCAGUUCUGUGAAGACCCGCAAAUGAGGAAUACAAUCUUGAAGCCAAUCAAAAACUACAACCGUUUCGUGUCUUAUCUCAUGGAACCCUCAAUAACAACUUGGGAAAACUCACGUAUUAAUAAAUUAGCGACAGUAAGCAAGCGUCCUGCACUGUUUCUUAACCAACACGUAUUUGGUAUUACACCUUACGAUUUGUUUUCACUGAAAAUCAGUGGUGUCACUAAGCCCCAUUUACGAGGAGAGUGGGUUUGGAUGGUUCCUCAACCAAAGCAAAUUGUUGGACCGGCGAUUUUUAUUCGACGAUUUGAAGUAGAAGUCUGGAUAGGGACGGUAUGUGCAUUUCUUGGUCUCACUUUUGUGCUGUGGUUAGCUUUGCGAAAGUCUGACGUGACUAAAAUCUGUUUAGAUGUGUUUUUACUAACAAUUUUUGGUCUUAUUGAUAAAAUGCCGACUACUGCAAUGCUACGUUAUGUGAUCCUACUGUAUAUUAUAUACAGUAUCCACAUCCAGACCGCAUACAUAUCUAACUUGGUUCCCAGUUUGACACUUCCUCAAUACGAAAAAGGCAUAAGAACUAUUGAGGAUUUAGCCAACUCCAAGUUUCCCAUCUAUGAUACUGAGAGCGAGACUGAUCGCUCAGAUAUUAUUCCGGCAAACGAUACUACAUCAAAGAAAGCUCUUCGAUCCAGAAUCAACCAGAAAAUCAUUUACUUGAAAUUAGAUGAAAACAUGCUAUUCGACAUGUUAAAGGAGUGGAAUAACUUUUCUUUUAAAGCGACAUCCUUCCGUGUAGAGCAAUUUGAGACAGUCCGAAAUUAUACUAUCCCUAAUACUAUAAUUGAUAAUGCGUUUAGUGGACUAAUCCAGAUCUCUUAUACGAUGCUCACUGCAAGAGGAGAACAUUACUUUUUAGAUACAUUAAACGAAAUGGUCGACAUGCUUACCGAAAGUGGGAUUUAUCAGAAACACGAACGAGACGUGGACGAGCGACUUCAAGACGUUGCAAGAUCUAGAAUGAUCCCUCAUGAACCCGUAGCUCUGGAUUUGCGUCACCUUUACGGUUUAUUCAUUAUCUACGGAUUUGGAUUGGCCAUAUCUUUUAUCGUACUACUGGGAGAAUGCGUUCUCGGGAGACUUAGUCCCUAAUGCACAAUAUAUUAAUCUCGAUUGAUUGUAUUUUUAUUGAAAUGUUAUUUUUAUGAUCGCUAGACGUGUAUUGCAUAUGUGCAUUGUGUGAAAUAAAUUAUCUUUCCUUCGCAAAUCCAAAGUGUCACUAAAAAUAUACACAACCGCUUUUAGAUCGACAGCUGGCUUAACUCGAAAUGCUCGGUUAAGCCUUGUGCUGUAAAAACAUUGUAAUGGUCCCUGGGAGUCUAUCAAGUCGACACUGAAAACGUUGACUCACCCUAUACUUACCAUUGACAACUCUGCCAAAAAUCUACAAGCAGAGCCACCUACUUUUCAAGUCGAAACGAUGGACGUUUCGCGGCACUUUUGAAUUUGAAUGGCAGUCGGUUAUAUAUGGGUGGCAUGAAUGAACUCCUACGUGGUGUAAUCGGUUCUUGUAUGUGUUGGGACGUAAGACAUAAUCGGGAAGAGAGUUAAAUA
Molecule: messenger RNA, 2305 nt
Organism: Photinus pyralis (common eastern firefly)
Lineage: Eukaryota; Metazoa; Arthropoda; Insecta; Coleoptera; Lampyridae
Exons: 2
Coding region: 185-1843 (552 amino acids)
Cellular component (GO): membrane
Molecular function (GO): ligand-gated monoatomic ion channel activity
Source: RefSeq, a predicted model, not a curated record